ACCAUUGGUCGGUUAACGUGGUGCGCAUGCCCAGUCGUCCAUUCUUUUUCCUAGCGAAGGCAAGGCACAUCUGAUUAUUUUUUUAAAAAUAUGGCUGAUGACCACGAUUUCCACAGUGGAGAAUCAGGUGCGUCUGAGACCUAUCCUGCUCAGUGUUCUUCUCUUCGCAAAAAUGGUCACGUUUUAUUGAAAGGUCGUCCCUGUAAAAUUGUAGAAAUGUCAACAUCAAAAACAGGCAAGCACGGGCAUGCCAAGGUUCAUAUGGUUGGAAUAGAUCUUUUCACUCAGAAGAAAUAUGAGGAUAUAUGCCCUUCCACUCAUAAUAUGAAUGUACCAAUUGUCAACAGAAAAGAUUUCCAGUUGUUGGAUAUAGUGGACGGAUAUUUGUCUCUACUGGAAGAUGAUAGCUCUGUGCGUGAUGAUAUAAAAAAUCCUUCUAAUGAGCUGGGAAAAGAAAUUGCUGACCGUUUUGCAAAUGAGGAACAGCUAUUGGUUACAGUUCUCUCUGCAAUGGGCCACGAGUGUGCUAUUUCAGUCAAGAACUGUCCAAAAUAAGGCCAGUGUUGUAUUCCUGAUAUUGAAGAUUUGAAACAUCCAUGCAUUAGUCAACACCAACAUGACUUGACAGCGGCAUUUACAUUUUGUUUCUUUUAAAAAUUAAAAUUGUAAUUGUUAAACAUGGUUAUUAUCAAAUGUUUUGACUUCCAAAAACAAUAGCAUCUCACAGGUGGUUGUUGUACCAUUAUUGGUGGGGGAUCUCGUUGCAAUACUCAUUCAUGUGGGAUUAUCUUUGUCUUGUUCUCAAUGCUCGUUUGUUUGGAAUAUCAUGACUAUUUAAUUUACACUGGUUGGUGCUGAUUGUCAAGUCAUUGGAUCAGUCUUAUUAACAAAAUAGAAAUCUAGACUUUAUUUUUUGUCGUUAAGUUUGUGUUCAAUCAGGAAACAAAUUUUGGUUUCUUAAUUUUCGCUAUUGAAAAAACAAAAUGUCCUAUUGUCAAUGUUUAAAUUUCAAAAAACUUGAAUUUAUAGCGCUGCAAAGUGCAUGGAUGUUAUUGGUAUGCAAUAAUACUUCAACCAGGAAAGAUAACGUGCAUCUCCUGAUUGUGACUUGGUUAUUUCUCAGUAAACUAAAACUUUUAUUCAACACAGUUAUUGUCACGGUAGUUUUACCCCAUCAAAAAAUAUCCAGUCCACUUUAUUCUUAUCUCUUGACAUUUCUUAAUAAUACCAUCUUCAAUUAUGAAUUGCUUGAUAGCAAGUUACUUGUAUGUAUCUACUUCUAAUGGCGACAAAUAUACAGUCUUCAAACCAAUGCAA
Saccoglossus kowalevskii is the source of this 1317-nucleotide messenger RNA. Its product is annotated as eukaryotic translation initiation factor 5A-1-like. The record is from RefSeq and is a predicted model, not a curated record. Gene Ontology annotation, molecular function: RNA binding; ribosome binding; translation elongation factor activity. Lineage: Eukaryota; Metazoa; Hemichordata; Enteropneusta; Harrimaniidae. Gene Ontology annotation, biological process: positive regulation of translational termination; positive regulation of translational elongation.